Molecule: messenger RNA, 876 nt
Organism: Gallus gallus (chicken)
Lineage: Eukaryota; Metazoa; Chordata; Aves; Galliformes; Phasianidae
Gene: COMMD3
Product: COMM domain containing 3
Exons: 8
Coding region: 10-588 (192 amino acids)
Biological process (GO): sodium ion transport
Source: RefSeq, marked validated
GGCGCCGCAAUGGAGCUGUCGGCGUACGCGCAGGGCGGCUGCCGGCUGCUGGGCGACCCCCGGCGCCUGUCCCGCCGCGCCUACGCCGCGCUGCUCCGCGCCGCCUUCCGAGGCGUGCUGCAGCCCCGCGGCGGCGUGGCCGACCCCGAGCUGAGCGACGUUGACCCCGCGGUGCUGAAGCAGUGCCACGCCGCCGCCGCCGCCUGCAUCCUGGAGGCGGGCAGGCAGAGAGCCGACCGCGCGGCCCUCAGCGCGUGCCUGGAGGAGUGCAAGCUGGACAGGGAGCGGAUCGAGCAGUUCUGCACCGAGUACCAGAAACACCGGGAGGCACUGGAGGAGCUGCUGGGGAGCAUAGGCCGGGCCCCCCCGCACGUGACGGACGUGUCCUGGCACCUGGCGUACCGCAUCCAGACCCACGAGCUGCACCGAGCCUACCAGCCCACCUACCUGCUGACCCUCAGCACCGAGAACAGUGACGCGGGAUCACAGCCAGACCUCAGCUUCAGCUGCACCAUGGAGCAGCUGCAGGAUUUGGUCGGGAAGCUGAAGGACGCUGCCAAGAGCCUGGAGAGAGCCACACAGCUGUGACCGAGGGCGGCCGGGCGCCGCGCGAGAACAUUCCCAAUGGCAAACGCCCUUCAGUGCACAUCUCUGUGCACACAUCCCGACCCAAACCAUUUUGUAAUGAUUUUUAGACGUGAAUUAAGCGAACUGUUUGGAUGCAAUAUGCAGUCGGUAUUCCUCGCUCCUGUUAUAUUUUCUUGAAAAUUAAUUCUUCGGUUAAAUACUGCCUCAACCGCUGUGUCCGCAGAGCAUCCCUCCUCUUUUUUGCUGUGCAUUUUCCUCCGGGUUCCAUUAAAGCCGCGUUUCCCCUCC